UUGUCCUUGGGGGCAGACUGUUUAAUAGAGAAGAAAGAAAGAAGAAAAGACGGCAUAUCUCUGAAGGCCCGGGAGACAAACCGUUAUCUGAGCAUCAGUAAACCUGAAGACGUCACUAUGCCAUCCUGAAAUUUUCCAACAGAGCAUGGCUCCAAAGGGUCUAUGAAGCUGGAAGAGUACCUAGACGCAGCAUUGCAGCCCCUCCAGAUGUGUGCGGAGAGUCUUCUGGAGAGAAGGUGAUCCUCUUGCAGAAGGUAACUAGUCAUAAUGAAGAAAAUCAGUCUUAAAACCUUCCGAAAAUCUUUCAACUUGAAUAAAAGUAAAGAAGAAACGGAUUUCAUGGUCGUACAGCAACCGUCGCUAGGCAGUGAUUUUGGAAAAGAUGAUUCCUGGUUUGGUAACUGCUACGGGAAGGAUAAGGCCAGCUGUGGUAUCACUAAUGAAGACGAGAAAGGUGGGAAGGGCAGAUCGAAAAGCAAAAGCCUAAUGGGUACGUUAAAACGACGGCUGUCUGCGAAACAGAGGCAGAAAGGCAAGGGCAGCACACGGUCCGGGAGCUCUGCCGACGAGGACACCUUCUCCUCCUCCUCGGCACCCCUGGUCUUCAAGGACGUGCGAGCGCAGAGGCGCAUCAGGUCCACGUCGCUCCGCAGCCACCACUACAGUCCCUCGCCAGGGCCUCUGCGGCCCACAAACGCUGAGGACACGUGCAUCAAAAUGGAAGUGAGAGUCAAAGCCUUGGUUCACUCUUCCAGUCCGAGCCCAGCCCUGAAUGGUCGGAAGGAUUUUCACGACCUUCAGGCUGACAGCGUGUGCCAGGAACACAGCAACUCGCUGAAGAAUUCGGAAUCUCAGAAUGGAGACUUGCAUCUUCACCUGGACGAACAUGUGCCUGUAGUUAUCGGACUUAUGGCCCAGGCCUACACUCAGUACACCGUGCCUUUAGAUGAGGGGAUGCACCCUUCGGAAGGACCGCGUACCUAUAGUCUGGACGCUUCUUCUCCCACGGAAGUGUCUGCGGUCCCUCUGCAAGUGGGAGGCAGCUCCUUUGCCGAAGACGAGAAUCAGGUAGAGCAGGACCUCGUGGUGGCCCCGGAGAUCUUUGUGGAUCAGGCGGUGAACGGCUUGAUGAUUGGCACCACAGGAGUCAAGUGGCAGAGCCCCAGAGCAAGUCAUAACGACGCCCCCCCCCGCCCCGCACUCUCACCGUUGUGCUUGGUCUCUCCAAUGCAGACCAGUCAAAUCCAAAGGAACUUCAUUGGGCUCACCGGCACAGAUGCCCACGUGGCUGAAAGUAUGCCCUGUCAUUUGAAUUUUGACCCUAAUUCUGCCCCUGGGGUCGCUAGAGUGUAUGACUCCAUGCAGAGCAGUGGUCCCAUGGUCGUGACAAGCCUUACAGGGGAGCUGAAAAAACUCGCGAAACAAGGAUGGUACUGGGGACCCAUCAGACGCUGGGAGGCAGAAGGGAAACUAGCAAACGUGCCGCAUGACUCUUUUCCUUUUCGGGAUAGUUCUGACGUCCGUCACCUUUUAAGAGUGAGCUUUCGCUCCCAUGGCAAAACACUUCACACGAGAAUUGAACACUCAAAUGGUAGGUUUAGAUUUUAUUAACAACCAGAUGUGGAAAGGCGUACGUCUAUAGUUGAUCUUUUUUUUUAA
Canis lupus familiaris (dog) is the source of this 1659-nucleotide messenger RNA. Its product is annotated as suppressor of cytokine signaling 6-like. Gene Ontology annotation, cellular component: phosphatidylinositol 3-kinase complex. Gene Ontology annotation, biological process: phosphatidylinositol phosphate biosynthetic process. Lineage: Eukaryota; Metazoa; Chordata; Mammalia; Carnivora; Canidae. The record is from RefSeq and is a predicted model, not a curated record. Gene Ontology annotation, molecular function: 1-phosphatidylinositol-3-kinase regulator activity.